Messenger RNA from Paramecium pentaurelia, 888 nucleotides. NCBI's taxonomy places the organism in Eukaryota, Ciliophora, Oligohymenophorea, Peniculida, Parameciidae. The record is from the annotation of a GenBank genome assembly.
AUGAAUGAAAUAGAAAUUAAUACAUUAAUAAAUUUAACAUAAUAAAUAAAGGAAUCAGUCACAGAUGAUAAAUAGAGAGUUAAAAUUCUAAAUGAAACUAAUUCUAUUUUAUAAGUAAUAUUACAAGAAAAAAGGAAUGCAAAUUCUAAUACUAAUAACUUUUUAAAUUAUAUAUAAUAAAGCAAUUAAAAUAAUAUUGGUAUAGCUAUACUUAACAAUAAUGGACAAUUCAGUAAGAUUAUAAUAAUUUAUAUCUAGUUUUGACUGAUUAGCUUACAAGAAGUAUUCUUGAAUUAAAUAUAUUGAAAUUAGAAGCAAUUAACUUUUUUUCAUUAAUUAGUAAAGUUUCAUUAAAUAAGUUGGGUGAACAAUUCAAAGAUUGCUGUCUUUUAUAGAAUGGGAAUGUUAAAUAAACAUUUUAAUUCACCAUAUAUUCAAAAAGAAAUAAAUAAAAAAGUAUAUAAUAUUUGAAACAAAUUGCAAAAGAUAAAGAAAAGAGGAAAUAAAAGAAAUCUACAACAAAAAGUAAUUUAUUAUUAUUAUAUUAUAAUAGAUGCUGAACAUAUAUAGUAAGAGUUAAUAUUGAUGGCUAAAUACUUAAAAUCUUUGUAAAUUACAAUAUAAAAAACAAAUCUAGAAUUACAUGAUGAUUUUAUAGAAUCUUUUAAAGAUUCAAAUGAUAUACUAUUACAUAAUUUAUCUUCAUUAAUACCUAAUAAGUUUAAUUAAGUAGCUGUUUGUGAGAUAUUUGAAUUGGAUUAACAUCUUAAUUUUAAUGUUGAAGAUUUAUUAUCUGAUCCAUAUAUUAAAAAAAAUGAAGUGAAAUGGAUUAAAUUAGUUAAGAAAUUGAGUUGUUAAUAUUAAACUUAUGAAGAUUACAUUAUAUGA